Molecule: messenger RNA, 666 nt
Organism: Achroia grisella
Lineage: Eukaryota; Metazoa; Arthropoda; Insecta; Lepidoptera; Pyralidae
Product: GILT-like protein 1
Exons: 1
Coding region: 1-666 (221 amino acids)
Molecular function (GO): oxidoreductase activity, acting on a sulfur group of donors, disulfide as acceptor
Source: RefSeq, a predicted model, not a curated record
AUGAUAUCAAAUAUUUUAUUUUUAACUUUAAUGUGUAUAUGGAGUGUAGCAAGUGACUUAGAAGCGGUUAAUGGAAGAAUUAAAAUUACAACAUUGACAACUGCAGGAUGUAUCCCUACACGUAAUUUUAUUACUAACCAACUGACUCCGACUUAUGCAGUAUAUGGAGAAUACCUGGAUAUCGAAUAUGUGCCUUGGGGAAGAACUACACGUCAUCCCAAUGGUACAUAUGAUAAUUGUCAGUUUUCACCAAAUAACUGCUGGGCUAAUCGCCUACAUAGAUGCGUGUUAAAUUUUCUGAAAGACAAUCAAGAUGCUCAAGUGAAAUAUAUGGGUUGUGAGUUCGGCAUACCACAGCCAGCGUUUGAAGAGAGCAGCUAUAUUUGCGCUCAAAACGAGGGGCUCAAUUUGGUAGAAGUCGAUUACUGUGUGAGACAUCCUUUCCUAGAUGAUUUGGACGACAUUGCAGAAGAAGCAUCAAGAGCACCAAUGGAUCCGGUUGAAGGAAUAAAUAGUUUACCUGUAAUAGUUUUUAACGAUACGAUUGACAUGAGACUUCAUACACAAGCCAGAGAUCGAUUGCAAAAUAUGGUAUGCCUUGCGUUAGGCAACAGUAAUGAUACUGCUAUAUCGAUUUCAUCUUGUCAAAAAACUGAAACUGGAUAA